Messenger RNA from Lytechinus pictus (painted urchin), 2193 nucleotides. RefSeq names its product serine/threonine-protein kinase Nek2-like. Gene Ontology annotation, biological process: protein phosphorylation. The record is from RefSeq and is a predicted model, not a curated record. Gene Ontology annotation, molecular function: ATP binding; protein kinase activity. The transcript has 8 exons. Lineage: Eukaryota; Metazoa; Echinodermata; Echinoidea; Temnopleuroida; Toxopneustidae. Bases 202 to 1554 code for a protein of 450 amino acids.
CCACUUAUCAAAUUGGCCACGCAUUAUUUGCUACCAAUAAUAGGCUGCUCACUUCGCAAGCUUACCCAAUCAAAAACAAUGUCAAUCAGCUGGCGUGAAUUCAAAAUAUUGUGCGUGCAUGAUAUUUCAUGAUCGACAACCUUAACCACGGACGACCAUCGACCACACAUUUUUUUACAAUCGUGGCAUUCAAACGCCAAGAUGCCUUCAAAAUUGAGCGAUUAUGAUAUUCUUUAUACGAUCGGGAGUGGCUCUUACGGGAAAUGCAGAAAAGUACGUCGGAAAAGCGACGGAAAGAUCCUUGUUUCCAAAGAAAUUGACUAUGGGACCAUGGGCGAGGCGGAGAAACAGAUGCUUGUGUCAGAGGUCAACUUGCUGAGGGAGCUUAAACACGAGUUCAUCGUUCGCUACUAUGACAGGAUUGUAGACCGUUCAACAUCUACCAUCUACAUCAUUAUGGAGUAUUGUGAAGGAGGUGAUCUAGGCAGUCUCAUAUCAAAAUGCAAGAAAGACAGGAAAUUUUUAGAGGAGAGCUUUGUGUGGAAGAUAUUUCAGCAGCUUACCGUGGCCUUGCAGGAGUGCCACAGGAGGGGCAAAGGUCGCGCCAUCCUUCACCGAGAUCUUAAGCCCGCCAAUGUAUUCCUGGAUGCUGAUCACAAUGUGAAGCUUGGUGACUUUGGCCUAGCCAGGGUGCUCCAUCACGAUACCAGUUUUGCCAAGACAUUUGUUGGGACACCUUAUUACAUGUCUCCUGAACAGAUGAAUAGAUUGUCAUACAAUGACAAGUCAGAUAUUUGGUCCCUAGGUUGUUUGCUCUAUGAACUUUGUUCACUCAGUCCUCCUUUCACUGCUCCAAACCAAGCUGCCUUAGCUGUGAAGAUCAAGGGUGGUCACUUUCGUAGGUUGCCUGUGCAAUAUUCAUCUGAUCUCAACGAUAUCAUCUCCACCAUGCUAAAAGUCAAGCCCGCAUCAAGACCAUCGAUAGACGACCUCCUCGCCAAUCCGAGACUGUCGCCUCCAACUUCCCCGGACUCCUCGGGAGACAAGAAAUCCUCUGAAUCAGAUCUCCUGAAGAAGGAGAGAGAGGCCUUGCUUGCCCGGGAGGAGAGCCUCAAGGUCAGGGAGAGGGCUGCCAGCAAGAGGGAACAGAUGCUGAAUGACAAAGAGAAAGAACUGGACAUGAGGGAGAGAAGCUUAGCAGCUAGAGAGAGGCUAGCAAAAGACAAAAUGUCAAGGGCAGAAGAGCUACUUGAGCAACAGCAACAGAAACAGCUUUCAAAGGCUACCUCCAGAGUGGCAGAACUUCGGAAGCAAAAAGAAUACCUUGAUGAUAAGCACCCAACCACCUUGAAGACGAAGAAGCACGUCCAUUUCAUGCCGGGAAAGGAAAACGACCCCGCAUCUCACGAAAGCGACGAUGCCGCACUGCCGGCCGAUACCAAGAUGGCAAAUUUGAAAGAGCGAUUGUAUCAGGCGAAAUUGAGAGGACUUGCCCUUCGGAAGCAAGAGAUGACUUCAAAGCUCAAGAGCAAACAGCUGCUCUCAUUGAGAUGAGCUUGUCAAAGAUUGAUUGGCUGAAGGACAGGAAGGGUUUAAGAAAGUGCAGGACACUUACAGGCAACGUACAACGGGACAGGUGGACCAUGCAAGCUUGUUUCAGAGUAUCAAGAAUUUUUGCCUUUGCAACAAAACCAAGUGUAAUACCCGAGGGUGUUUCACAAACCUUGGAGUACGACUUGACGGCAUGUUUUAGUGCCGAUGUACGCAUAAUAUUUAACACACAAUCUCACUGAUUUUAUUAAUAAGAUGAUGCUUUAUACAACAUGCAAUCAGGAAUAGGUUGGUCUUUCAUCUGACAUAAUGGAGUAGUAUAGAUUGUUCAUGAUAGUGAGCUCUGAUUAAUGAAGGUAUCUAGUCUGAUGAAUGAAAAAAAACAAGACUGGUAACCCCGGUGAACAGAGUGGGUUUCACUGUGAGGGGGAAAAAAAUGAAAUUUAUUUGUAUGUUGGUAUAAAAAAAUAUUAAAACAGAUCAUACUGGUUCUUCAUAGAAAACUGUUUUAAUAUUAUUCUUUUAUCGCAAUCUAAUUGACAAAAGUUAGUUGUGAUCUACCAAGAGGUCUGAUAGUAUUCUGGCAAACUUGUAAGCUGUGCCGAUGAAUGGAAAUAAAUGUAAUUGUGUGUUAUUGUAAUU